Molecule: messenger RNA, 845 nt
Organism: Thermothielavioides terrestris NRRL 8126
Lineage: Eukaryota; Fungi; Ascomycota; Sordariomycetes; Sordariales; Chaetomiaceae
Exons: 5
Coding region: 165-845 (226 amino acids)
Biological process (GO): chaperone-mediated protein complex assembly; protein folding
Cellular component (GO): cytosol; nucleus
Molecular function (GO): Hsp90 protein binding; protein-folding chaperone binding
Source: RefSeq, a predicted model, not a curated record
GCAACUCCGCCUUCCCUGAGUCCCUCCAGAGCUCAUUCCCCGAGCCUCGAAUUUGUCUGAGACACUCCUCGCCAACAAUUCAACUUGCCAACUUUGACUUCCCGACUUUCAUUGCAAAACCGCAUUUUCGCAACGUUUUUUGGAGCAGCAGAAAGCAGAUCACAAUGGCCGACAACACGGUGACUCCUGAGGUCCUCUGGGCGCAACGCUCGUCCAACUCGGACCCGGAGAAGAACUUCAUCUACCUGACCAUCAGCGUGCCGGACGUGCCGAGGGAGAACCUCAAGCUCGACCUGAAGCCGACGGGGCUCUCGUUCACGGGCCACUCCGACACACUCAAGAAGACGUACCACGUCGAGCUCGAGUUCUACGCCGAGAUCGACCCGGCCGAGAGCAAGGUCAACCACUCGGCGCGCGACGUCGAGAUGAAGCUGCGCAAGAAGGAACUCAACGAGUCCUACUGGCCGCGCCUGCUCAAAGACACCAAGAAGCAGCACUUCCUCAAGACCGACUUCGACAAGUGGGUCGAUGAGGACGAGCAGAACGAGGCGGCCGACGACGACUUCAACUUUGGCGGCAUGGGCUCGGCUAAAUAUGAUUCCCUUCUCCCUGCAGGAGGACUUCCGGGCAUGGGUACUCUCGCAGGCGACAAUGACUUUGGUGGCAUCGACUUCUCUAAGAUCGGCGGCGGCAACCCGAGCGGUGACGACGACGAUGAGUCGGACGACGAUAUGCCGCCACUCGAGGGCGAGGAGGAGGAGGAGGGAGAGGACAAGGGGGAGAAGACGGAGAAGAAGGAGUUUGCGGAGGACGCCGCGGACGCGAAGGAGGUGGUCAGCUCCUAG